Messenger RNA from Calypte anna (Anna's hummingbird), 3511 nucleotides. RefSeq names its product EF-hand calcium binding domain 14 (gene EFCAB14). The coding region runs from base 91 to 1548 and encodes 485 amino acids. Gene Ontology annotation, molecular function: calcium ion binding. NCBI's taxonomy places the organism in Eukaryota, Metazoa, Chordata, Aves, Apodiformes, Trochilidae. The record is from RefSeq and is a predicted model, not a curated record. The transcript is spliced from 11 exons.
GCGCUGGCGGCGGCCGCCGCGGCGGUGGCGGCGGGGGAAGGAGACGGGAGUCAGCCGCCGGCCGCGCCGCCGCCGACCCCUCACAAGAAGAUGAAGAAGCGCAAGGAGCUGAACGCCCUCAUCGGCCUGGCCGCCGACGGCCGCAGGAAGAAGCCCGCCAAGAAGGGCUCGGGCCACCGGCUGCUGCGAACCGAACCGCCCGCCUCCGACUCCGAGUCCAGCUCCGAGGAGGACGAGUUCGCGGCGGCGGGGACUCGAGGCCGCUGCGGCAAGGGAGAUUACCUGCGAUGCUGCAAAUUUUGUUACCCAUUAUGUGCGUUUGUCAUUCUGGCUGCUUGUGUGGUAGCCUGUGUUGGCUUAGUCUGGAUGCAGGUGGCUCUCAAGGAAGAUCUUGAUGCAAUAAAGGAGAAGUUUCGAACUAUGGAAUCUAAUCAAAAGACAUCAUUCCAAGAAAUUCCUAAACUGAAUGAAGAGUUGGUGCAGAAGCAAAAGCAACUAGAACAAAUCGAAACUGGAGACCUGGGGCUAAAUAAAGUUUGGAUAAAUAUCACAGAGAUUAAUAAACAGAUAUCACAGUUGACCUCAACAGUAAAUCAUCUCAAAACCAACAUAAAGACUUCUGCUGAUCUGAUUGGUCUUCCUGUCACAGUAGAGAAACUUCAGAAGACAGUAGCAAACAUAGGUAGCACUCUUACAAGUGUUUCUCAUGAUGUGGAAAACAUACAGACAGCUAUUGAAGAGUACAAGAAGUCUAUAGAAAUACUUCAGAAUGAUGUGAAAGAAUUAAAAGAGAUACCUUCACUUCCCUCCACUGUUGUGCCAAAGACUGAGAGAAAUCAGACAGCUAAUUGCAAACAGGAAAGCCAGGCCCUGCGUGCAGCUUUGGAAAAGCUAAAUAAUACUGUGGUGUUGUACCAGAAGUUGAAUGACAUCAAUCUUCUAAAUGUGGAUUCAGCCAUUGGUAACCUUAGCCGGAGGGUUGUGCUGUUAGAAAACUCUCCCCAUGCUGUGAAUAACCUGGACAAAAGAGAAAACUGGUCUACCAGUGUGGGGAAUGAUGCAACUACCUCUCUAAAAGUGGAAAAGGAACUAGAUAAUGAAAGUCAUUCAAAAAAAGAACUGAAGGAAGAAACAGGAACCAGAGAUUCUCAGGUAUCAAAACUAAGAGAGAAGCUUCAGCUGAUGAGUGCUCUCUCAAGCAAGCCAGAAAAUGACAGAGUCGUUGAGACAUCAAAGAAUGAUGAAAGCAGUCAGAGUUCUACAGCAAAGCCCACAGACCUUUCAAGGCUGGCUUCAAGGUCAGCUGAUGACAACACAGAGAGCAGUGGACAGCUGAGACAUCUGUCCUUACCAGGAAUUUCCAGCAUCGAGGACCUUCAGAAUUUGUUUGAAAAAGCAGCUGAAGAUGCUGAUGGAAAACUCUCACAUGAAGAUCUUCAAAGGCUGCUUGGCUCUGCAGCCCAGGAGUCACAGAGCUUUAGGAAAUUUGACACAGAUGGUGAUGAGAAAUACUCAUUACAAGAACUGAGGUUAGCUUUAGGUGUAUAGGAUAUAUAUUUAGAAAUGUGAUAUUGAUGGAUGCUAGUGUAGCUAAAGGAAAUUACGGGACAUGAGAAACUACAUCUGCACUUUCCCAGUGUUUUACUGAUCUUUGGAGCUAAAUUACUCCACACAUUACCACCUCUUUUCUCAUUUGCAUUUAUUGAAAAGAAACUUUCAAAUUUAUAUGUCAAUAGGACAUAAUACUGGGAUUGUAUUAAAAUCCAGAAAAUUCCCAAACUUGGAGACAUUUUUCCUCUCAUUCUUUCCUUUCCAAAGGAGUUCUUGUUUUUAAUUUAAAAUGUGUACAUACUAAAAUAAAACUAUGGUUUUGUAUUUCACUGAAAUUUGCCUUAAAUUAGAGAGCUGCACUUUAUGUAGAGCAGAGGAAAUCUGUCUUGUAAAGAUUGGCUUCUUCUGCUUGUAAAUAUUUGAGACAGUAAAUUAUGCAUAUUUAAGGGGAAGUUUGUGUCAGGGGCUGUGUUGGUAGUAAGCUGUUGAUAAUGAGACUGAGCCUAAAAGGAAUGGUUAAGAGCUUCACCUAGAUUUCCAAUUUUGACUAAGUAUAUCCAUGAAUGAGUUUGGAUUCAGUCAGUGGAAAGUAGGAGUGGUAAAUCAUGCCCAUCUAUAGCAGGAUUUAUUUCUAAAGGGAAGAGUUGAAAAUGUUUUCAUAUCAUGAGCCUACAGGAGCAAUUACCUAUCAAAUGCUUGGGUUUUCACUUCAGCAUUCUUUUAGCUUUGCUAUAUGGCUUCCAGAUUACAUUUUGUGAGAGCCUACCUGUUGGUUUGGUUUUUUGUUUGGGUUUUUUUGUGGGGGUUUUUUUUUGGUCAUUUUUUUAAAAGUAUUUAAUAAUUUCAACAAAUGCUUAAGAUGUAAAAAGUCUACAAUGCAGCCUGCUGAGUAGCACCUGAGUAAUUCAUGCCUUGAGUAUGAUCAGUGGUGUGCUGAUGGUCUUGCUGCCUGGUCACCAGAGAUCUUUUCAACAGGGUUGCUGAUGCUGCAGGUUUCUUUUGUCCACUGUUGUUGAGGUACCAAGUUUCUGGUCACGAGGAGUGUGAGUAGGUGGGGAGAUCAUCCCAGAACAGGCCUGAGAGCUGCUUCCUGACUAAUGUGAAUGUGAUCUUGGUACCUGUACCUUUUGUGUUCUUGCCAGCAGAAGGAUGUAACAAGCAGGAUAGGAAUGUGCCUGUGUGUUCUCUGCUGAUACAUCUUUUUAAAGUGAGGUUUCCUUACUCCAGAGGAACUUACAGAGGGCUUGUUUUAUACUGGUGGCUCUAAACACAGAAUGUGUUUAUAACCUGAAACACAAAACUGACUUUUUCACAGGGGAUUCUCUUGCAGACUAGGUCAGGACCAAGUCAGAUGAUACUUCUCACAAAUAUCACUGAUCUCAUUGGGAGUUUUUUGUGUGAGUAGUGAAUUGAAGUUGCCCACCUCACUAAAUCAUCAGUUACUGUGGAAAUUAGUUCGUAAUUGUUGACUUUUUUAAUAUAACUUUAGAGUGGAUGUUUUAUGAACAAUUGUACUCUGGAAGUAUGACUCGGUGAAGGAAUGUACAAAAUGGAACCCUGUGACCCAUUGCCUAAGCUUCUUAUGCUGUUGCUCUCCUGUCCUGUUUGGGUAAUGCAGACAUGACCCAAUACAGAAAUGCUUUUGGUGUGAUGUUUGAAAACACAGUAUUUAAAAACAAAACAAAACCAACCAACCAACCAACCUUGGCUUUUGGGAGGACAAGAAGCCAACACUUGCUUCUUGUUACUUCCCACACAACCCUUUUAUACACUACUGUACAAUUCCUUAACCAAAUAAUAAUAAUAAUAAUAAAAAAAAGCAAUAAAAAUGUAACCAUCCUGAUAUUCUGUUUGUACAUACUGUAUCAUAGCCCUAUGCCAGAGUUUGCAAAAUAUUUUUGGAAGUUUGAUUUGUAUGGAGUUUAACUUAAAAUCUAAGAGAUUGUCUCACCACCUUGAA